Gryllus bimaculatus (two-spotted cricket) is the source of this 412-nucleotide messenger RNA. Lineage: Eukaryota; Metazoa; Arthropoda; Insecta; Orthoptera; Gryllidae. The record is from the annotation of a GenBank genome assembly.
AUGGAAAUAUUCUUAUUUGUUGCAGAUUGCCUGCCUGAUCUUCAUUCUCUAUUCAAGUUUUUAGAUAUCGAAAAAUACUAUAGGAUUUUUAAUCAUCGCAAUAUUGGCAUUAAACAAUUUUUAAUGCUAACAGAAAACGAUUUGAGAGUUUUGGGAGUAAAGUGUCUUGGUCCUAGACGAAAAAUGUCAUUGGCUAUAUGUCAGUUGGGAAAUAAGUUCCAUAUUAAAUCCCAAAUGGAUUGAGUUGGAUGUUGCAAUGAUAUGAAGUGUGCGAGGUGUUUCAAUUAUUUCGGUGUUUUAAUCAAUAAGUCAAUGUAUAGUUUGUAACGGUCCAGUAUCUCCUCUCACCUUUUACUGUGUAUUUUUAAUUAUGUGUGAGUAAACAGUUGUUUUGACUGCUGUGUGAAUUUUA